Molecule: messenger RNA, 1525 nt
Organism: Camelus dromedarius (Arabian camel)
Lineage: Eukaryota; Metazoa; Chordata; Mammalia; Artiodactyla; Camelidae
Gene: ANP32B
Product: acidic nuclear phosphoprotein 32 family member B
Exons: 7
Coding region: 357-1142 (261 amino acids)
Biological process (GO): regulation of apoptotic process
Cellular component (GO): nucleus
Molecular function (GO): histone binding
Source: RefSeq, a predicted model, not a curated record
ACCGCGGCCGCCGAGCCGAGCGGCGCCGCGCGGGGCCGAGUCGAGCCGAGCAGCCGCCCGCGCCGCGUCGCCGGUUUAAGCGCAGUGCGGGGCCGCGGCCGGGGGCGGCGGUAGUGAGGACAGCGCUGCGCUCCAGCCCCCUUUUCCCUCCAUGGUUUCUCUCCGCUCCCGUGAGUAACUUGGCUCCGGGGGCUCCGCUCGCCUCCCCGCACGCCGCCCGCCGCCCGGGACCGCGCCGCCGGCCCCUGCUGCGAGCAGACCCCUUCCGACGGCCCUCGCUGCGCAGGCUGGGACGCCUCUCCCCCCUCCGCCCCCGCCGCGGAAAGUUAAGUUUGAAGAGGGGGGAAGAGGCAAACAUGGACAUGAAGAGAAGGAUCCACCUGGAGCUGAGGAACCGGACCCCAGCAGCUGUUCGAGAACUUGUCCUGGACAACUGCAAAUCAAAUGAUGGGAAAAUUGAGGGCUUAACGGCUGAAUUUGUGAACUUAGAGUUCCUCAGUUUAAUAAAUGUAAACUUGAUUUCAGUUUCAAAUCUCCCCAAACUACCUAAAUUGAAAAAGCUUGAGCUCAGUGACAAUAGAAUCUUUGGAGGUCUGGAUAUGUUAGCAGAAAAACUUCCAAAUCUCACACAUCUAAACUUAAGUGGAAAUAAACUGAAAGAUAUCAGCACCCUGGAACCUUUGAAAAAGUUGGAAUGUCUGAAAAGCCUGGAUCUGUUUAACUGUGAGGUUACUAACCUGAACGACUACCGAGAGAGUGUCUUCAAGCUCCUGCCCCAGCUGACCUACCUGGAUGGCUAUGACCGAGAGGAUCGUGAAGCCCCUGACUCAGAUGCCGAGGUGGACGGUGUGGAUGAAGAGGAGGAGGAUGAGGAAGGAGAAGAUGAGGACAAGGAGGAGGAUGAGGAUGGUGAGGAGGAAGAGUUUGAUGAUGAAGAAGAUGAAGACGAAGAUGAAGAUGUAGAAGGGGAAGAGGAUGAAGAUGAAGUCAGUGGGGAGGAAGAAGAAUUUGGACAGGAUGGAGAAGUUGAUGAAGAUGAAGAUGAUGAGGAUGAAGAUGAAGAUGAGGAUGAAGAGGAGGAAGAAAGCGGGAAAGGUGAAAAGAGGAAGAGAGAAACAGAUGAUGAAGGAGAAGAUGAUUAAGACCCCAAAUAACCUGCAAAAAAGAACUGUUCAGUAUUGGUUGGACUGCUCAUAUGGAUUUGGUAGCUGUUUUAAAAAAAAAAAAAAAUGGUAGCUGUGAUACAAACCCCAGGACACCCACCCACCCAAAGAGCCAAAGAAUAGUUCCUGUGACAUUCCGCCUUCCUCCACUUAGUCCCUCUUGGAAAUCCACCACCAAGCUUUGGGACUUACCCCAACAAAAUUGUAAGUGUUGUUAGGUUUUGUGUAAGACUCUUGCUGUAGCCUGGAUAGCUGUGAGUGGUGAGUCACCCGUCUGUGGCUCCCAGUCACGCCGAGAUUGUAACAGCAUUUUUACUUUCUGUACAACAAAGAAGCUUUGUAAAUAAAAUCUUAACAUUUUG